UAGCCAAUGGGUAGGCAAUGGGCGGGGUUUAGAACAGAGCGCAGCCUGGAUAGCAGAGUUGUCUCGUGGACCAUCGGGGGGGCAGGGGUGCAUCCCCCCCAUAUUUCAUACGGUGACCCUACGCCUCCGGUUACAAGCUGCCCCGGUGUCUUCCUGGGCUUGUCUUCGCUAGCCCCCCCCCGCCUGUGGGCUUCGUCAUGGGUCCACCCCAGUGCCGUAGCUAAACCAGACGGAGUCCCCGACCCUCAUGCGCUGGAGUCUCCAGCUGUGGAGCGGCAUUCUCCGGGCGAGGUGGCAAAGCCAGCAUCUCCGGACCAUGGCAGCACCCAGCAGCGACGCCUCUUCCGGAAACGGUGGGGGGAAACCCAUGGACGGGCCCGUGACGGCCGGGAUCAUCGUCAUAGGGGAUGAGAUCCUAAAGGGCUACACCCAAGACACCAAUUCCUUUUACAUGUGCAAGAAGCUCCGCUCGCUGGGCGUGAAGGUCGCCAAAAUUUCCGUGGUCCCCGACGAGGUGGACGCCAUCGCCCAGGAGAUUGUGGCCUUCGCCGGCGCCUUCACCUACGUCCUCACGUCGGGCGGGAUCGGCCCGACCCACGACGACGUGACCUUCGAGGCGGUGGCCCGGGCCUUCGGGGAGAAGGUGGCCCCCCACCCGGAGAUGGUGGAGCUGGUCAAGAAGUUUUUCGGGAAGUCUGACGCCGCUUCUCCCGAGAUGAAGCUGGCCCGGGUCCCGGAGUCGUCCCUCCUCAACUACGGCGUGGACGAGUCGACGGGACGCGCUUUCCCCUACCCGCUGGUCAGCGUCCGUAACGUUUACAUCUUCCCGGGCAUCCCGUCUCUGAUGAAGCGAGCCCUCGAGGGUUUGAGCCACCUCUUCCGCAACGAGAAGACCCGUUUCUGCUCCCACGAGAUUUACGUCAACGCCGACGAGACGCAGAUCGCUCCGGUCCUCGACCGAGCCAACGCCGGCUUCGGGCGCCGGACCAGCUUGGGGUCCUACCCGGAUUGGGUCAACAAUUACUACCGGGUCAAGCUCACCCUGGACUCGGACUCCGAAGCCGAAUUGGAAAAGGUUUACUCCUUCCUGAUGGAGAAUUUGCCCGACGGCGUCGUGGUUCCCCUGGUCGCUGACCCCGUCUCCCGGGCGGCCACAGAUGUGUACGCCCUGGCGGCAUCUGGCUCCCCCCUUGGCCAGAAGGUGGCGGUAGCGCUCCGCACCAUAGAAGAAGCCUUGGACCGCUAUCCGCUGUCGAAGCUGUGCCUCGGGUUCAACGGCGGGAAGGACUGUACUGCUCUGCUCCACCUCUUCCACGCCGCUGUCCAAAGGCGAAACCCGGAGAGGACGGAGAAGCUACAGGUUCUCUACAUCCACACCGUGUCCCCAUUUCCCGAGAUGGAGGAGUUUAUCCAGAACACGGCUCAGCGGUACAACCUUCACAUCUGUGACGUCCACGGGAACAUCAAAGAAGCCCUGAGCGACCUGAAGGCCAAACAGCCGGACCUCGAGGCCGUCUUGAUGGGCACCCGCCGGACCGACCCGUAUUCCUGCACCCUCUCGCCUUUCUGCCUGACCGAUCCGGAUUGGCCCCAGUAUAUGCGGGUCAACCCACUGCUGGACUGGACGUACCGGGAUAUAUGGACAUUCCUUCGCUCCCUAUAUAUCCCUUAUUGCAUCCUAUAUGACAAGGGCUACACCUCGCUCGGCAGCAAGGCCAAUACUCAGAAGAACCCCGCUUUGCGGUACGUCGACGCCCAAGGCCGGGAGCGCUACCGGCCGGCCUACGAGCUGGAAAACGAGGAGGACGAACGGAAUUCCCGCCACUGAAGCCACGCCGGUAGCUGGACGGCGUGAAGACCGAGCCUGCCGCCGGAGGCGAAAACCGUCGGUGCGUCUCCACCCGCUAGGACGCUGCGUCCGAAGAAGAGAAGCGUCUCCGGCUUUUUCAGCGCCCCGGGCCGAAUUUGGGGUGGCCCUACCCCCCCUUCCGGUGACGAUGGAGCCUUGCGCGGGGCGGUGAUCCUAGGCCUGUAUACAUUGGCCGUCGGCCUCUGGGAGGAGAAUAAAGGUCGGAAAGAAACCCGG
This is a messenger RNA of Pogona vitticeps (central bearded dragon), 2086 nucleotides long. RefSeq names its product flavin adenine dinucleotide synthetase 1 (gene FLAD1). The record is from RefSeq and is a predicted model, not a curated record. Gene Ontology annotation, molecular function: FMN adenylyltransferase activity. Lineage: Eukaryota; Metazoa; Chordata; Lepidosauria; Squamata; Agamidae. Gene Ontology annotation, biological process: FAD biosynthetic process.